AUGAGCGGGGUGCUGUCAGGGGUAACCACAUCUGUCAACCGUUCUUGGCCAAUAAAGAGCGGAGCGAGGCGGACCUCAGGUGCGCGCCUCUGCGUCCCCUUGGCCCAGCGCCCGGGAGAUAGAGAGAGACGCCUAGUUGCCCCGUGGCGGAGGAGAGUUACUGUCAAAGGCUGCUCGUUUUUAACUGGAGCCAUCACUCCGGUUCCAAGAGUUAUGGCGACCGCAGCAUCCAACCACUAUAGCGUCCUGUCUAGCCCCAGCAGCGCGCCUCCGCCGCACUCGGAGUCCGGGAGCAUGCAGCAAGCGGCAGUGUACAGGGACGCGCACACCCUGCUCCAGAACGACUACACGUUAUCGGGCGGCGGUCAUCCGCUCAGCCACGCGCACCAGUGGAUAACUGCUCUGUCGCACGGGGACGGGGUGCCCUGGCCGUCGAGUCCCCUCGGAGAACAGGACGUGAAGCCCGUGCUGCAAAACAGUGACCGCGAGGAGCUGCAGAAUUCCGCUAGUCUGCAGCAGCAACAGCGACACCCUCACCUCGCGCACCAGACACACCACGACGCCAGGGCAUGGCGAACGAGCACGGCCACCACGCAUAUUCCCGGUAUGGCGACGUCUGACGGACAGAGCCUGGUGUAUUCCCAGUCGGGGUUCGGUCUGGUCGGGGGCGAGCAGGGGAUGCAUCAUCACGGCCUGCGGGACGAGGAGCACCACAGCCACAGUCCGCACCUGAGCGAGCACGGCGGCAGCCACCAGCAGUCCCUCGCGCACCACCAGCACGGGGGACACGCGGACCAUUCGGACGAGGACACGCCGACCUCGGACGACCUGGAGCAGUUCGCCAAGCAGUUUAAGCAGCGGCGCAUCAAGCUGGGCUUCACGCAGGCGGAUGUGGGGUUGGCUCUCGGGACUCUGUAUGGAAACGUGUUUUCCCAGACCACUAUCUGUCGAUUUGAAGCACUGCAACUAAGCUUCAAAAACAUGUGCAAACUCAAGCCCUUACUGAACAAGUGGCUCGAGGAAGCAGACUCCACGUCGGGGAGCCCCACAAGCCUGGAUAAAAUCGCGGCGCAGGGGAGAAAGAGGAAAAAGCGGACCUCCAUUGAGGUGGGCGUGAAGGGGGCUCUGGAAAGCCAUUUCCUCAAAUGCCCCAAACCGGGCGCGGCGGAGAUCACCUCCAUAGCGGACAGCCUGCAGCUGGAGAAGGAGGUUGUGAGGGUUUGGUUCUGUAACAGGCGACAGAAGGAGAAGCGAAUGACACCUGCCGGAGGACAGUUACAGGGAGGAGAGGACAUGUAUGGAGACACUCCCCCGCAUCACGGCGGCCAGACUCCGGUGCAAUGACCCGAACCCAUUAUCUUAAACACAUGGACCCUAAAGAUCGUUGAAUGUCCCCCAUUUGUGUCUCUGUGCCGGACCAGUUACCAUUGGACGUUAGCCAGUGCUAAUGUAGAACCUACAAACACAGUGGAAAUAGUUGGAACGCGAGCAGUCAGCACCCGAGGCCGCGGCUGCAUGGGGUUUUUAACGCCCUCUAAAGCGCAAUAGGCUAUUCUACCGUGGCUGGACAUCGUUGACAUGAGGUGAAGUCAGAAUUUGUUUUAAAUCAAAGACAGUAUAGGCUAGUGUGUGCACGACCUAUACCCAAGGGGGAAAAGCAGGCAUGAAAAGUCGCAGUCGUCGUUGGGUAAAUAAACGCCAUCUUUCAGUCAUAACAAAAGCAACAGGGGUCUGACACCAGAAGCUGGAUACGCCGCAACCGCUGCACCUGUUACCGACUAAAAGACAUUUCAACCACCAGCAUAUAUUAUUAUCAUCAUCAUUAUUGAUGUUAUUAUUAUCAAGCCUGUAACAUUCGUUCAGCUGUAUUGUCACCAUUUAAAUGUGAAAGGAUAUUAGGCCUAUAGGCCUAUAGAAAUAUAUAGCCUAGCCUACUUGCAAAUGAAUUGUCAUCCAACAUUUGACAUUCAUUUACUGAACUUUAGGCGCUCAAUAUAGCUGGCACUCUUCACUAGUGUUAAACAUUCAAAUAAGAAUCUGGUUGCACUGCUGUGCGAGUGCAUCCAAGUAGCCUAAUACAUCAUGUAACAAAUUAUCAGGAAUCUACAAAUAUUAGAAUGCAUCCCGUUCAGAGGAAACAUAGGCCAUACAAUUGUUAGUAGCCUAGCAAUAAUAAUAUCAGGCCUAUGAUAAGAAUUUUUAAAAAUGAGGAUUAGGCUAGGCCUAUUAAUGAUAAUAACAAAAUAAUAAUAAGAAUAAUCAAAUUAAAGUAGCUUUGGGGUGAAACUUCUAAAACUAACAUUUUUAAAGCUUCCUUUAGUGCCCAUGUGUACAUUUGACAGAAUAUCCGCGCGCCUGUUUACAGUUUGUUUGUAUUUGUAUAUUUAUAAAUGCUGUGAUCUGAAAGAGGAUGGUAGACUAGGUUACGCCAAGCCUUGGCCUUUCUGCCUUCAUUUCCUAAGAAGAAAAUAACGGAAUAUAACGCUACCACCUCUGACACAAAUGAAUCUAUUGACGAAUUCAUUCACUGAGAACAAUAUUCGUGGGAUGUAACUUUAUUCGUUUUUGUAUCGCUUUGUAUGUUUGUUGUUUGUUUUUUUUUGUUGAAUUCCUUCUGUCAGUCAGUGCCAAAGCACAAACGUGUUCGAACACUAUAGAGCCAGUCAAACCCAACAGAUCAAGGUUCCAUCGUAGGCCUGAAUGGACCUCUGCAAGAUCCUGUUUGUUGCAGUUAAGAAUCAUGGGACUCGGUUGGGUGGAUUCCGAAGUGAAUUGAAAAAAGAAAGAAUAAGGACAAUUAGUAACUAAAAUCCAAAUGAAGGAUUUUAAGAUUGAAAAUGGAAUGAAAAGAUUGACAAUUGAACUGGCAGGC
Molecule: messenger RNA, 2872 nt
Organism: Hypomesus transpacificus
Lineage: Eukaryota; Metazoa; Chordata; Actinopteri; Osmeriformes; Osmeridae
Product: POU domain, class 3, transcription factor 2-like
Exons: 1
Coding region: 1-1344 (447 amino acids)
Biological process (GO): regulation of transcription by RNA polymerase II; brain development
Cellular component (GO): nucleus
Molecular function (GO): DNA-binding transcription factor activity, RNA polymerase II-specific; RNA polymerase II cis-regulatory region sequence-specific DNA binding
Source: RefSeq, a predicted model, not a curated record